Molecule: messenger RNA, 2953 nt
Organism: Lineus longissimus
Lineage: Eukaryota; Metazoa; Nemertea; Pilidiophora; Heteronemertea; Lineidae
Exons: 2
Coding region: 188-1252 (354 amino acids)
Source: RefSeq, a predicted model, not a curated record
AGGAGCUUCAAUACCAUUCCCACUACUGUACGUGUGUAUACGAACAAGAACAUGAAAUACACAUGCAUCAGACUAGAUACACCAACUCAAGCACUAUCGACGUAAGCUACGUGCAUACACGCUUUCGGUGAAAUACUGCUCACUAGUGUAGUCGCGCCAGUCGAAGAUAGAGUUUGGUUACUCUAAGAUGGAAGACAAAAACGUCAGCAGAAUCACGAAGAGAUGUUUCGCCAUCAGCCUCAUUUUUGUCGCAGUGGUCAUCGGUAUCUUUCUCGUUUACCUCAAGAUCUCACCGCAUCCCGCUCUCGCGAGACUUAGCCUAUCGAACCUGAGGGGCCUACGUGAUCGUCUGUAUUAUAAAAAAUGGAAUGAGACGAUGGAAGAUGUCACAGGAACACAAGUAGUGUCAUCAUAUCAAAGUGACCCGAAUUACACCACCCCGAUAACAAUUACAGCAGAAAUGACGCCAGUACCAUCGCUAAUGGCAAUUGAAACCAUUCUGCUGGCAAAAGAUGAACCAAAGCUCUCGAAUCCUUUUGAAUUUGACAAAGAAGGUCCGGAUGAACAAUUCAAGAGGUCAUGUUCGAAAGCUGAGAUUAAACAUUACGUCGAUUUAUUGCGAAAGGUGGGCGAGCUUUUGAAGAAGGCUAACAUCACGUAUUUCAUGUAUAGCGGCACUUUGUUAGGAUCCUAUCGUCAUUUUGGUUUCAUUCCUUGGGAUGAUGAUAUUGAUAUAAUGGUGCCGUAUCCGGAUAGAGCCAAAACUAAGAAAGCGCUUUCCGUCCCUGGUUACGAGUGCGUAACUAAUCAAGGAGCCCGCUGGAAAUUUAAUGACAAGCGAGAUAAAUUAAUUAGAAAGAGUUUACAGUGGCGUUGGCCUUUUGUUGACAUCACGUUCUACAAGGAAGAUCAAAACAACGUAUGGGACAGCGAUACGACAAAUUUUGGCCCCUAUGUUUAUAAUAAGUCUUGGGUAUUUCCGCUGACGAAGCGCCCUUUCGAGGGCUACUGGUUUCCUGCACCGAAGAACACUAAAAAAUGCUUGGAGAAUAACAUUGAUUUAUCAAUGUGUGUCACUGCCAGUUGGAAUCAUAGACAUGAACAUCACAUUUCUAAAGUGUAUAGAAAAAAAUGUGAUGAAUUCCGCCUAUAUCACGCGUUUGUAAACCGUACUCGACUGCCAAAUGGCAAGGUGAAGGAAAUGCUGACCUUUGGUUCACGCGUUUUACAAACAGUUCUCUUUGACAGUUGAUGACACUGUAAGCGGUAAAGGAGAAGGCAACGCCAUUUAAAUAAUCUUGAUGAGAAGUGGAACCAGCUAUCAGUUAGGAGAGCAAGCUUUGUCAUAUAUUGUCUUUUUAGAGCACAUGUAAUUCAGUUUUGUAUGCCAUAUAUUUGAUAGACUGUUGUCAACUGGCAGGAGGCAGUCGUGGCUGGCAGUGCAUUGGCGCGUUUUAUAUUGCGGAUAUUUUUACAUUCAUGACAAAAUUACUCGAAAACUAAAAGGGAGAUUAAGAUUACCUAUUUUACUUUAAUCUAUUUCUGAGAAGUCCAGAUCUAGCAGAAGCAUGAAAAACUCUAACCCCAACUUAGCUUACAGCGCGAUGUGCGUCGAGAAAACUUGUUAAGAGCCAGUUUUAAUUGAAUCAGGCGGAUUUCUAUCAUAGAGUGAUAUGUGACCAUCUUUGAUUUGCCUUAAAUUUUUUCGGGUGAAAGGCCUAUCGGUAGAUAGAAAAAUCCUGAAAUUCCAGGUCCAAAAAAAACUAAGAUUUUUUUCCAGGGCCUCUGGAAUGAUCACUGCUGUGAGGGUGACAAUUGGACUUCUUAAAAAAUAACUUUUGAAGUUGAAAUAUCUCAAUGCGCCAAUGACUGCCCAGCUGUAUUUUGAUAUAUGUCAGUCUAUGAUGGAAGGAGCUGCAGAAAAUCAAAAAAAAUCGGUGGGUGGUUGAGGGUGCGGCUUGUAGGGGGCACUGCAAAACAGUAUUUUUUUCUGAAAUGACACUUGUAUCUCAUACAAUCCUGCACUUCGCCCUCAACAUCCCAAGCUAGUUUAUGAAUGAUAGGAUUCCAUUUGCUUGCCCAAUACUAUGCCACAUCAAAAUAUUGCAGGAUAAUGAAGGUGCGAGGGUAUAGGUGGCGCCGAGGUCGGUGUAAAUGUUGAAAUCAGUGCUUUUGGGGGUCCAAUAUCUAAUUGCGCCCUUAUCACAUUUGAAUGAAAUCUUUUUUUAUCAGACAGCCCCAUUGACCCUUUUAUAGCUAUCAUCCAAUCAUGAAUUGAGCAAAAUUAAGCAAAACGUGAGGGAGCGUUGGGAGAGAACGCUUCGGCCUAUUCACUUGGAACUUUCAAGGCGGUGGGCAGUUGUCAGAUAAAAAGAACCCUCAAAAUUUCAGCUCUGUACACCAAGCUAUCCCAUUCAUCCAAAAUCAGGCAAAGAAGGACUUGUCAUCAGAAAGCCGAUAAGACGUUUUUCUUUUUCUUUCUUUCAUUUUCCUCUUUGGAUCACGAGUAAUGAUCCCAGUAUCAUUAGUACGAAUCAAUAAUGUCUGUGUGUUACAUGCAAGAUUGUACAUAGUCGAGGAUACCGGUGUAAUGUUUUUGAGUGUUUCUGUUUUUGAGUGCUUCCCCUCAUUGUUUGGGAACGCUCAAAAAUAGAUUGACAAUUUUUUCUGUGUAUCCCCCCUAUUGAAAAGUCGUGGUCUCUCUAGCUGCCUAUUGUUUGGAAACACUGACACAUGGGAAACAACCACAGAUGUUACACCGGUAACUGACCCUUCAUUGAUAAGGUGAAACUAGGUCCGAGUGAUGUAUUACAUGUAUUAAGGCCAGGUCAGAUCACACUACCCAUACUGAGGUUUAUAUUGGUUGCGACUUCCGGAGCGCAUUGAAUUACUCAUUUUAUGCCACAAGUGCAUAAGGGGACACUUAUAGCGUUAUGCCUUGAUAUAUUGCAGC